This is a messenger RNA of Ilex paraguariensis (yerba mate), 411 nucleotides long. NCBI's taxonomy places the organism in Eukaryota, Viridiplantae, Streptophyta, Magnoliopsida, Aquifoliales, Aquifoliaceae. The record is from the annotation of a GenBank genome assembly.
AUGAAGAAGGCUAAGGAGAUCACUGUUCUUUGUGAUUCUCAAGUUUCUCUUGUAAUCUUCUCUAGUUCUGGAAAGAUGCACGAGCUAAUUGAGAUGUUGCAUGGAUACCACCAUGCAUCCGGGAAAAAGUUGUGGGAUGCUAAGCAUGAGAAUCUCAGCAAUGAAAUUGAUAGAAUCAAGAAAGAGAACGACAGCAUGCAGAUUGAGCUCAGGCGCUUGAAGGGGGAGGACAUCCAAUCUCUGCAAUACAAAGAACUUAUGGCUAUAGAGGAUGCCCUUGAAAUCGGGCUUUCUGGUAUUCGCAACAAGCAGGCAAGUCUCAUGAGACAAUUGCUAGAGGAGGAGAAUCAGGAGCUCAUUAACAUCUUGGUAUGUUCAUCAUCUUCCUCGUUACGAUACAAAAGCAUCUAA